AUGCACGACGCCGAGCAUGUGGGCGAGAAGCGGCGUCGUGGCGGGAGACGGCCGAGCCCCGUGUGGGCCUUCUUCAGCGAAAUCCGGACGCCCGACAACAAGGUGCACGCGUCCUGUAACUUCUGCGCCAAGCGCUGCGCCGGCGUGGCCUCGCGGAUGCGCACUCACGUGCUGAACAAGUGCGAGAAGGCGCCCACGGACAUCGAGCGGCUUCUGGACGAGGCCAACCCGCCCGAUUCACGCAGUGACACAUUCCAGACGCAUAGUGCCAUAGUCAUCGCCACAGAUUUACCCAUGGAGACUGCCAUUGCCUCGGGGGCUGGCGCAUCUUUCGUCGACACGGCGUCACCAGCCCCGGCCAAGAGGAGACGGCCCCAGCUGCAACAGAAUCAGCAAGUUAUAGCUCCAGUUGAGGAGACAAUCAGACCUCUAGUCACUCAUGACGAAGAGGAGGACGCGGGGGAGAUUGUGGCGACGUCGGAGCCUGAAAGUGAAGACGCUGAAGCUGAGGUUGAAGCUGAGGAAGAGGAAAGUGUUGCGGCGCCUCAAGUGUCUUAUGAACCCCCGCGAGCUCGGUUAGAAGGUUACUCGGAGCAGGAGGCUGCCCAGGUGCACCAGAAGCUGGUGCUAGCCUGUGUACUGAAUGACGUCCCCGCCACUUUCGUGGAAGAUGACGCGUUGAUGGAAGCUUUCACGUUGGCGCGUCCGGGCUUACCGCGGUUAUCAGCAGAGCAGGCGAAAACCACAGUGUUGCAGGAGCUGGCGGAUGCGGCUUCGAAGAAGAUGGAGGAGGAGUUGGAACGGUGUCAAGUGCUCACGCUUGUGCACAGACACUUUAAGAAGCAGGAUGAAGCGGCAACAGGAGCGCCAUUGAAGUGGUGCAACCGGUGGGUGGGCGUGGAUGAACAGCGCAGGGUGGUUCCGUUGAAGGAGACGCUUCGCAAAGUAGAGCCGUCAACUCUGUCGUCGGACGAAGAUUGCUGCAGAUAUUGCUCCCCGCGUGAGGAGUUCGAUGUAGUUGUAUCGAGUUUACGACUCAGCAUGGCGCCGGAGGCUGUGUUUUGCCUCUGUUGUGAGUGUCCACUGAUGUAUCGUCAGCUACGGCUAGAGCAGCAGCAAGCUCUAUCAACACCUGCCCAAGACCCUGACAGUGUCAGUGCCAUUGCCACCAAGUUAAAGACGCAGAUGCUGCUGAGCGCGUGCUUACUCCGCCAGUCGCUGGUCUUGCGGAAGGAGCUGCUGAACACGUUCCCGGCUCUUGUUGAUUUACUGAACAAGACGAUUUUUCUGGCUCAUAGCAUCUCAAAGAUCACACCGCUGCGGCCGCAAGUGGAAACCCUGCUAAAGUCGUCAAACUGGGGCGCUGUCCCCAGGUUGGUCAAACGUAUGGUGUUUUUGGAGAAAGACGUCCGUCGGUAUCAAGCCAAGGUUUCUGUGCCUUCCGAUGAAGUGUCGUCGUUUUGGAACAAGUUACGUCUCGUGGACAAGCUGCUGACCCCGUUUAACUGGAUGCUGGCGCUGAGUGAGGCCAAGGGAACGACAUCAGCGCAGUACGUUGUGCUCUGGCUGUGGCUAUUGUCAAUUAUCGAGUCCGCCACUUCGCAGUUACUCCCCAAACAGGACAAAGAGGCUUUUACAGCGACUGUUAUGGCACUGAUCGAGCACCACAUUGACUCCCACGAGUUGGUUUGCAUGCUAUUGGACCCUCGCAUCGCUGGUGCUGGGCUUUCAAUCUCUGGUAAGCGACGCGUUAAGUCUCUGGUCGUCCAGAUAGCGGAGCGCAUAUUUCCCAGUGAAGGCUUCAGCAGUGGCGCUGCUCGCACUCAACUGCUGACCCAGCUUGGUGACUAUACAGAGAAGUCAGGCGGCUUCGAGGACGUGGUCGCGUGGGAAAUGAGUGCGGGGCGGCCGCCCAAACUCUUCUGGAAUGACUUCGUGGAGGACGCCCCGUAUCUAGCGCGCGUGGCUCGAGCCGUGAUCUCCGUCUCACCUUGCGCGCAGACAGCGACCCAGGCGUUGGACCCGUCGCCCCCGACUGAAGAGUUCGCGUGGGAGCAGUCGUUUGCGGUGCAACAGCUGAAGUUCCAGGCUCAAAAGCUGCCGCCCCAGACCGCCGGUGGCGUGCAGCAGUACCAGCUGCUGCUAUUUCCUCCUGCUCCCUUGCAGGGUGGUAUGUCUGACGGCACGUUGUCCUCGGAGGUGGAUAAGGCACUUCGAGUUAACACGCCGCGGUGGUCAGCCAGCCUUGAGACCGAAGUCGAAGCCUACGUCACUCGCCAGCUGAGCUCAAUGCUGAAGGCGGAGGAGCUGGACCCGGCGCGCGCCGCCGCCGGCGUCUCGAGCUCCAGCGCCAGCGCUGGCACGAGCGACCACGGCCCAAGCGAAGACGCCGCCAACACCAACGCCGCGCAGGCCGAGGCGCCGCCCCGCGUGGAGGCGGAGGCCUGGGGCACGGGCGACGACGAGGACGGCUGGAUGCCCAAGCCCGCGCGCCUGCACUCGGGGCGCACGCGCAGCUGCGCCGUGUGCUUCGCGUCGCUGCAGUACUCGGCGGCCGCAAGCUGGGACGAGUACCUGCAGAGCGAGGAGUACCUGCGCCAGCUGCAGGCCAACGUGCUGCAGGACGCCUUCGUGUCGUCGCUGCUCUGCGGCGAGAACGCGGCGGGCGACCUGCCCACGGAGCACCGCAUGCACAAGAACCGCAAGCUCAAGUGCCGCCAAAGCGUGACCGACUACCGCAACAUGACGAGCGCGGGCGUCGUGGACCGCUCGGGCAUGGAGAAGGGCUCCAUCCGCACGCUCGAGGAGAUGCUCAUCGAGGCGCUGCCCACGCCCGUGUUCACGCACGUGCUGGAGCGCCGCCUGGCGGUGAUCUCCCACAGCUCCAAGAUCGCCUGCGAGCUGAUGAGUCGUGAUGGGGUCAAGAAGAUCCCGAGGCCUGUGGAGAGCGCGCCCGGCAACGAGGAGCUGCACCACUUGGCUAUCCACACGCUGUCGGCGCUGCUGGGCGCGUUCGACUAUAAGAACCCGCAGGCUUUAAGGCCGUUCCAGGAGCUGUCGCAGCUGCUCACGUGCUUCCCCGUGCUGUCGCUGUACUCGUUCUGGAGCCCAAUGAAGAAGGCGCCCGAUAAGGCCUUGCUGCUGGACAAGCACCAGGUGGAGGCGUCGUCGGUGACGUCGAGCUCGGACGCCCAUGGAGCGUACUGUGCCAUGGAUGGGAUGGACAGUACGUCUUGGCACUCGCAGCCGAGGCCCGGCAUGGUGUAUUUUGCGGUGAAGUCGACGGAGUUGGCCAAAGUGACGUCGAUCGCGAUUCAUUGGCAUAUGAAGUAUGUCCCACAAACGGUCGGUGUGCAGUAUCGUGUUGAGGGGAGUGACAGCUUUGUGCAGCUGGUGGAGGACCGAGCGGUGACAUCCUCUGGUCCGACGGUCUUUGACACGAGCUUCCCGCCGUCGUCUUGUGAGACUCGAGUCGUCAUGUCAGGCCUGCCAUCCUCGAAUCGAAAUGGGGUAUAUGCGAUUGAGCAUUUGAAGCUGAAUAUGCCUGCCCCUGGCUCCUUGUUUGCGGAUCCAAAGUCAACCUUGAAUGCAGUAGCGCUUUGGUUGCUUGGAGCUCUGGACGUUGCUGAUGAAGUUAUGGCGGCAGAAGCUAUCGGGGCGUUGCGGUCCUGGGCAUUGUCUACGGCGUCGCUUAGUGUGACAAUGUUAUUUGUUGAUAUGCUGCUGCGUUUGGAAGGUCAGGACGAGAACGGUGGCAGCAACCGAAUUGCAUCUUUGGCGUUGGAUCAGGGGCAUCUUCUUUACAAGGGAAUAAACGCGUAUCAUAUGGAAGAGUCCCAGCGUCUAGCAAGUGAUGGAGACAAGGUUGCGUUUGGUGAUGUGCGCAAAGUUGCAGCGACUUUCGAGUCCUCGGUGUGUUCGACUGGAGUAAUUGUCGAGGAUGGAGGCCUCGUUGUCCGUACACGGGAAACUAGCUACCAGUAUGCUGCUGUGAAUUGUGGUAUCUCGUCCGGGAAAGCUUCGUGGAAAUUCCGUCUUGACACAGAUACACAAGACGACGAAAUGACUUGCUUCGGUGCUGCUAUACUUCCUGUGACUGUGAGUGGAUACGAUUCGUCUCCAAGUCUUUGGAUGCUGCGAGGCUACAAUGGCAAUCUCUACGCGCGAGGGCACAAGCUUAGCAGAACUAUCGGUAAAGUACAUCCGGGUGAUAUCGUCCAAGUUGAUGUUGACAUGGGCGAAGGAACACUAGCCUACAAAAUCAAUGGCACCGAUUAUGGAGUGGUGUUUACUGAUCUCGCCGGCCAUGAGGUACACCCUGCUGUCUCCUUUUACGGCUCGGGGAAAGUAAUUACCUUGCUUGGAGUCACUAAAUGGGAUUGCACUAGCUCUGGACCAGCUGAUAUCGAUCCGGUUUUCCUUUCAAGUAUGAGAGAGUAUCACUUCUCGGUUGGGUACGGAACUUUGGGUAAAGGUAAUCAGCUUGGAUAUGCAAGCAAUGGGGACUCGAGCUCUUCGCAAGCCAAUGCAUCUGCGACAGGCAGUACCACGAUCCACGUUAAUGGCGAGGCUAAGCAGCGUUGCUUGUCGACACACCCGCCUUCGCACGGCGAUGCCUACGUGGUCUAUGAUCUGGCUGAAGCAUACCAUACUAUUAGUGGUGGGGUUGCAUUUAAUGACGAUACACGCAAUGAGUUCCUCGAGAACGGUGGCGUCUCGUUGAUCUUCGAGGUUGUUGGAGAUGACAAGUUGCUGUGGCAAUCCAAACCGAUGUCUGAAACCCGUCUGAUCGAGAAGUUUGAAGUUGAUGUGAGGAAUGUCAGGAUGCUGGAGCUUAAAGUGUCGUGCAUUGGUUCAAACCAUUGCGCGCACGCAGUCUGGGUUGACCCUUGUUUGCACCCUGUGGAAGAGUGGGUUUGCACACAGUGCGCUUUCGUCAACAAAGCAUCUGCAGAAAUGUGCACAGUGUGCAGAAUUGGAGCCCGUGGUGAAACCUUGGAUCCAGUUAAGCAGCCUAGCUCUGAAGAAGAAAGUGAUCAAGCUUCUCAAGCGUGUAUGACGAGUGAACACGUCGCACAACAUAUGCGCUCCCCCGGUGAGCUCGGGACGACAAUUAUUCGGCAAAUCUACGAUUUGUACCAGCUUCAGUGGGAACGUACGGGCUCGACGCUUUCGACAACGAAACCAUCUGUUAAGUUUGAGGAACCGUUUUGCCGACAACCAUGCAAGGAGGUAUUCUCGCAACUGUUGACGAUACUCCAGCGAUUCCGCGCUCAAUGUGUUGAUUCAAAUGAGCAUAGACAGCAUGCACGGGAUGGGUGCGUGCACAUUCUUGGGAUUAUCAGUGCCAAUUUGGAGAGCAUUUCAUGCCAUGACGUGAAGGACCCUUCAACAGAACUUGGCGUGUCACCCGAACUGGUCGCUAGUCUGCGAGGGGAACUUGAAGCAAUGGCGUGUAUUCGUGAGGAAAGUGGUGCUGUCGGUACGAAGUUGGCGGAGGAUAUUGAAAAGGCUGCUGCUCGGACUAUCGUGGCCGGGAUAUCCGUUUUAUAUCCUUCAGCGAUCGAGAAACUGGAGCUGCUCCUUCAACUGUUACUCGCCUACAUUGACCAUCCGUUUGAAAUCACAUCAGCGAGCUAUUUCGUACUGACGUCGGUGGUGGAGCUACUUGCUGCGCCAGGGCCAGACGGAAUACUAACGUUCAUGCCGUUUAUGGCAGCUGAGACUGACGAGGCAAUAUGGCCUUCUGCUGUAACAAAAACUGUCGGGCUUCUGAUGAAACUAGUGGUGAAUUCUCACAGGGGGCAGCUUGCCGCUGAUGCUGAUCGCUCUCGUAAUUGCGAUGGGCUUUCUGAUGUUGCUAUUCGCUUACUGAAGACGUAUCAGCUUUAUCUCCUAUCAGAAGCGGUUGAGCUGACAAAGACAAAUUCUAUUGAAAAUGACCCAGCCAGCCCAAAAGACUCGAACUACCUGCGAGUAAUGUUGCAUCGAAGACUUCAAGUUCAAGAAGCAACGAUCCAGUUUGGUUUUCUUUCGUUGAACGCUUAUCGAGAUCUGAUUGACAGCAUUGCCGGAUUUCAGGCGGAGGAGUCGUUUGUUCUCUCCCGGGAUGCGGCAGUUCGCCAGGCAAGCGUUCGUUCAUACAGGAUCCCUUUGCUCUCAGAGGUUCUUCCGUGGUUUGUGUCCUCCUUGUGCCUGCUACGUCGACAGACAUGGCUCGCUCGGCCAAUCCUACCGGCUAUAGUCCGACUUCUCGAAACGGUGGACCACUAUUGCUCUGAAUCGCAAAUCGUCAGUAAGUCGGCGCACCGAUUCCAGCAACUGGAGGCCCAUCAAAAGGCAAGGUUGAUUGAAUCACAGGAAGUUGAACGUGCUGCAGCGCUGGAAAGAGACCCGAGCUUUAGGUCGCACACAUCCAAGCGUCUCUAUAAUGUGUUCCACCAGCUCUACACCGGCGAGAAAGACCACUUCGAGGGUCAGAUCGGGUUUCAGUUUGAAGCGACGAGCUCGUUUUCUAUUGUCGCACUAGGACGCUCGGUCAAUCCUACCAGACACGGUGGCAGACUAACGCGUGAACAUACGAUCAGGUUGUGGGAAGAAGGGUCGCAGCUUCUUGUUGCGCAGGUGACAGUCGGCGGUAGCUCCAAAAAGGACGCACUUGGGUAUGCACUGGAGAUGCUACCAACACCUGCGAAAAUCAUUCAAGGGAAGCUAUAUCGAUUGACGACCCAGGAAUUUGCAAACGGAGGAGAUCCAUGGUACAAGAAGGAGAACUUGCCGGACGAAGAAUACGACGAGUCGUUCAUCAAGAUUUUGCGCGAUUGCUAUGCCUCGGGAUCUGUUGGGUUUCCGGGCUCUCAAAACAUGAUGGGGGCAGCGUAUGGUGUACCAACGUUUAUGGUGCAAGACGAAACACCUCUGGCUAGCCUUCCCCGUUUUGUUCCUCCGCACGGAUGCCUUUCACUUCGGUUCAACGCGAAGAGGAAAUUGAACUCAGUUUGCAUUAGCCACACUGGCACUUCAGCUUAUGUGAAAGAUGGCACGGACACUUGGCGAACUUGCCUCUUGAGAACGGCGUUCCUUCAUGGCGUGCAUUCUGUUGAUUUCGCUCUCAAGAGCUCGCGCGCUGGUAGGUCCGUGUCUGGUCACAUUUGCGUUGGAAUUGACUGGAGACAGCCACGAGAACAAACUCGUUUGAGUGUUCAAUUAUCCGCUUAUGAGGCGUUUAUGGGGGAGACGGCGACAAGUAUUGGAUGGAUGCCUGCUAUUGGUGCUGUCUGGGUGAAGGGCAAUCGCUACGAUUAUGGCCCAAGGCUUUCGGUUUCGGUGGGCGAUAUCUUCACAGUUACGAUCGACUACGAUUUACAACUGCUGGCGUUUGCAUAUAAUGGCAAGAACUUGGGGGUUGCAGUGGGACCUCAAGAGUUCCGACCGCUUGGCACUACCAUUGAGGGACUUCCACAAGUGGUAACUGCAGGUGUAUCGCUCUACGGCUCUCAAGAUGUAGUACAAGUUCGCCCGUCGGGGAUUGCAAAGUCAACGCUCCGCAUUCACUGGCUUUUCGAUUUGCACAAUUCGUUGGCCUCCCUGGCUGGGAGGAUAACUAGCACAUUAAUUGCUGGACAUCCCGUCGAUGGUGUGGAAGAGGAGCUAUUACCUUGGCUACAGUCGCCGCUACUUAGCGGGGGCAUUGCUGAGUCCCCAGCAGGAUUGGAUCAGUCAGGUGCCAACACACCAUUACGCUGGAAUGAUGCGCUUCAAGCAGAAUGCGCCCGUUACCCUUCUAAUGACCAGGGAGCUGGAAGUGGUGUCUUUACAAGCAUGACACCAAAUGCUCCAUCUAGUGUUGAAAAAGAAUCCAUUCUGAGAAAGCGUGUUUCGGGAGGGCGCUUAGAUGCUGUUGAAGGUGUCAACCAGCGUGAUCCAACUUUUUGGAGCAAUUGGACAAUGGAUAUGACGGAACGUGGAACCGUGCAGCUGAUAAUGUCUUGGUUGGAAAAGCACUGUCCCGAUCGUACCUUUAUGAGCCGGCUUGGGAAAUUCCCUGCGUGUGAGCGAUGGAUGUGCGCAGCUUUGAUCAUGCAUGCUCCACUCCAUGUGAUCCAGGAGGUGCAAGCAAUUGCUGCGGGUGCUGGCGCAAGUGCGGCGGGGGAGGUUCUCGGGGCGGAGUUCUUCCUUGCUCAUGCGAAUUUAACUCCGUCCGAUGAUCUGGUUCUCGUUUGGAAGCGUAUAUUGAUUCUUCGUCACUGGCUGAUCAAGGCUAGACAGGAGUACCGAGCGAAAGAAGCAGAUGAUCCCUCGCCAAACGAACAGACAAGAAGCGAUAUUCUACCAGAACAGGAGUCAAAGCGCUUGGGUGAUGAUAUCAACUUGGAACAAAGCGUGGUUGUGCCAAAGACGUUUGACGAGCUCGUCCAGCAAGUGGUGCACCGAGCUGAGUUUUUGUGCAAACUAGCGCCACCGUCAGAGGAAGUCGAGCGGCUUAAGGGAGACUCCCAAGUGGCGUUGUUCAACCUGGCUGAAAAAUGGAGUGCCCAAAAGACGCCUCCUUCCCUACAACCGAUGCUUGAACGAUGGAAAACGCUAGGGGAGGCAGAUAGUUCGAAAUGGUCUGGUAUCGUGGAUGUGCUGCGAGCUCAACAUCGUUGGAGAGCUCGUCGAGCCUCCAUCCAAGCUCUUGUCAUCCCAACAUCUACACUGGCUCCGAGUGCUACCCAACAAUCGACUGACAGUGACGAUAAUGAUGACAUCGACCCAGCAGAAGACGUGACUGUGAGCAAGAAAUACGACUACACAAGCACCUUCUCUGCAAUGAUGAAAGCGUGUGAAUUGUACAUUCGCGAUGGUACCGGAGCUCCACCUGAAGUCCUAGCGCUGUUGCUUGAGAGACGACAGCGGCGAUCUGAUUCUCGCUUGUUCGGUCUUCAAGCGAUGAAGUGCAUUAUAUCGUUGCUUUCGUACGACUCGGCCAUCCACAAUGCUCUGAUCUUUUUGCGUCCUGCCAUGAGAGGGUUCACCGACAGCGAGAAGGAGUCACGCGAGCUGAACGACGGGCAAGUUGUAGCGGAGACUUUUCGGGCUACAGUCCGUCACCAUUACUUGAAGGGUCUAGAAGGCUGCAAUCGACAGACUAUCGACAGCGUUCAAGGCGCUUUCUGUGAUUUAUACGCGUAUCUGGCUCAGUUGCUGGGAGGGAGCUCCGGCUAUAGUGUGUCUGAUCCGCAGCUGAAGCAAACGAUUCUGUGCGCGUGGAGUUUGGAUUUCGAGCCACGAGACCACCAGUUCCUGCUAGAUACUGGGAUGUUGUCCAAGCUGCAGGAAAUAUUCUCCAUCAGCUCUGUUCUACGAGAGGCAGUUGCUGACAGCAACUGUUCUAGCAGUACCGACAAUGUUUCGACGUCUAACAAUCUACGCCAGUACUCAACUAUCAACUGGCACCCCCUGCCAGAGGAAUUUGUUCAGCAAGGACUGUUGCGGAGCGGCUACAUGACUAAGCGCGACGUGAUUCGUCUGCUUCGCCGGGCUCCUCACUAUGCCUGUCCUGCGCAAUGGUGGAAAAAGAACGAUUUGGAGGGCGCGAAUGAUGCGGUACCAAUUACAUCACGCCACACAGCUUCAUCGCUUUCCUUGCUCUAUGCUGAUAUGCUGGCUGGGCUCCAACGGAAGCUGUUGGGGCCUCCAGCUCGUGCACCCAGCUCUCAAGCGCUGCUCUUUGGCGCGAAGAUAACACCAGCAACCACGCGUGGUGCACAAGCGGCGACAAACCCAAAACCGGACGAUGUUAGCUACUUGGAGAUGCCAGCUCUGGGCGAGACGAAGGACUUCACGAUGGAAAUGUGGAUCAAUCCAACCGAAUUGACGGGAUGUCAAGCAUUGCGAUGUGAUAAUGGCAUGGAAAGUGGCAGUGUGUACCUGGAGUUAAUUGGCCGACAUUUGCAACUAUCGAUUCCAGGCAACUUCCCUCGCGAGCGGCUGUUUAGAUCAAUCCAGCUCCGCACUUUUGAAUGGACCCAUUGCUCGGUUGUCUAUGAUUCAACUGCACGAUCUGUUGAGCUUUAUGUGAACGGAGUGUUCUCGGAGAAGAUGACCUUCGAGCGUGUCUGUGGCAACGUACAUUUCCGAGCUGCUCGGCUCGGUUGUUGGAUGAGUGGUGUUGACGCGCAAGGUGCAGCGCUCACAAACAUUUCAGCUCAACGCAAGUUCAAGGGCUCAAUCGCCGAAGUUCGAAUAUGGAGAGUUUCUCGCACCGGCUACGACAUUCUACAUAACUACCAGCGAAGUGUUCCACUAGUGAAGUCCUCAACUGGUACGGCCCUGACAAAAUCACAAGUUUUCUCCGAGAACUUGAUCGGGCUGUGGCAUGCAACGGAAGGAGAAGGCAUCUGCGUCUACGAUUCCGCGCCUGUUCUGAAACACGCGACCGAAGGCCCAGACGCUAGGAGCAACAACUUAACAGCAUCGCACUGCCGCUGGAUUCCUACAAGUAUACCAGUCUUUGGGAACGAUACUUUGGACAGUUUGCAGCCGAAUGUGUGGAGUAGGGUCAUUGCAUGCAUUCGAUCUUUCCAGCGAAAAGUUCGAUUGUGGCUGGCGAAGCAGUUCGAUGAAUCAGCCAGCCUAUCAAAGCUGAUUUGUGAGCACGAUGAGCGCGCCGCUCUUCAAAAGUGGAGUCAGUUGUCUCGAGUAGGGGACGACGAUGAUGAAAUGGACUUGUCAGAUAGUGACGAUGCCUACUUGAGUGGAGGAGAACUUCCAACUGGAAGCAGCCAGCCAUUGGAUACGGCUGCAAGCCAACUGAUCGCGCAGUGGAGUGCAUGCACCGAUGAACAAAUGAUUAUUCGCAAGCAAACUAGGCGAUGCGCGUGGGUUGUUUUCCGUUUCUUGGCGUCGACUGGUAUUAGUGGAGCUUACGAGAGACGAGAGGGAGAAGCGAAGUCUGUCGCGGCCUUUGCGAAGCAAAAGCGAAAACAGCGACUUCAGAAGGCUGGUAGCUCCGGUAAUGUAGCUGUUGUUGCUAGCGCAGAGACCUCACGCCCUCAGGGCUUAAGUUUCAUGGAAGAGGAUGCAGCUGCCCGUUCAGCCGAAGCUGCCAGUGAUGCGGCAAAAAGCGCAGCUACUAACAGAGAGCUGGAAGAGCCCGUUCUUCAGACGUUGUGGUUCUCGAAAGAAUUCCAUCGAAAAGUAUUUGAGGUUCUUGAAAAGGAGCUGAUCCAAGGCAAAGAACUGACAGAAGAAGCUGAAGGGUUGACGCGUGCUCAGCGAAUGCUUCGUUCAGUAUCGACCCCGGUCCAAAAGCGAGGUGCAAGUCUUCGUCAGUAUCCAAGCGAUGUAGCUCGUGGAAAAUCCGGCUUUGUUAACAUCCAUCAUGCCCCGAGCGACUUGACGGGAGACGUCGAAGUUCUGGAGCCUCUCGAGGUGGAGACGCACAUGUUCAGUGUCCUGUUGUUUAUGCUUUCUCAGAGCCAGCAAUCUCCGGCGAUCACAUACCUAGUACGCCCUCACAUGCUCCGAGGGUUGCUAGAAAUGCUACGGCUGGCAUCACCUCGAUCUCAGCGUGUUGUCAAGCUGCUUCUCCGCAGAAUCUGCUGCAGCGGGAGUGUCAAGCCGUCCGACGUAGGUGGCAUUCUUGGUUCUGAGUCCGUGCUGAUUGAUUUGCUACUUGAUCAAGUCGCCGAGUCUGUGUGUAGCACAGCUGCACCGAUGCCAACGCACGCCGUCAAUGUCCCACCGAGCAGUGCAUUAGCUGGAACGUCGGACCGAGAGAUCACAAUGGCAUCCGCAGAGUCUUUAAGCAACCCUAUUGGGUUCCGCUCGGGUCAGAUCUCACUGGUGGUCGCUUCAGAGAGUGUGGCGUUGUUGCGUCGGCUACUGAUGGAGAAGAAGUGGCAGCAGGGGGUUGCUGAAAAUCUAUGCAACGCUAUUCGCAACAUCGCUCCAAUUCUAGCCAGGAAGAAGUCUGGCCCACCGUCUCCGGGCGUAAGGGCAGCCCCAGAUCCAUCGGAUAUAAGAUUCCGAGCAGCAAUCAUUCGUGCUGUCGGAGCUCUGUGUGUACUCGGCUCUCAUUCGGAUUGCGUGCGAGUCGGUGGAAAAGUUGCUGUGGCUGCACAGGGUCCUAACAGUACGAGUGACGUGAGUGCUGAUGGCAGCGGCCAAGCAGUAAGUGCAACGCUAAUUGAGAUGAACUCGCAAGCUUCGACUGUUCGCGUGGUGUUCCACCCUACAUCUUCGGAAAUCGAUUUCGACCCCAGUCACAACAUUCAAGACGUGAAGCUGUCGGCUGUGUCGCCCACUGAAGAAAUUUGUUUGCCUCCCACGGCAGUCCCGCUAACAAUGGACAUGAUGCCAGUGAUUCUUCAGCUCUCGUCCCUGGAUGAAACAAGCGUCUUGAAAGAGUUCGAUAGUCUGUGGAGACUUCAAAUUCGAUCUCGUGCGCUGUUGGCGCUGGAAGCUCUGCUGCGCCACUCGCUUCAAGUUACGAGAAGCUUCGCGCAUGACAUUAUGGCGCAGAAUCUGCUUCGGUUCGCUCUCACACCCAUCAGUCUUAACAGCUUUCUAAGCCUUCCGCUGCUGCAGGAGCGAGGGCGAAUGAUUUUGUGCCGCCUGAUAGAGUCAUCAACGCCGUUAGGGGAAGCAAUGUUUCACGGACUACAGGAUCCAACCCCACCGGCCCUCCCAGCGUCAGAUUCGACGGAUACUUCUGGUGGUGUUGAAGCUAACGAUGAUCCUGCUGAGGAAGAAACCGAGGCGCAUCGGGUUCGUAGGGGCUUUGCAUCCACGCUGGCUGCGAUGGGUUUCGAGUUCGACUUAUGCAUGGCUGCACUCGAACAUUCUCGCGAUGACCCUAACUUGGCUGUUGAGUGGCUGAUGGGGGACGGAGCAGCUACCUACCAGGAACGUCAACAGGCGCAACGCCUAGCACAGGCAACUAUUGCAGCGCACGAAAUGGCUGAUGGUGCUGAAGGAUCCCCAGGUCUGACUCUUGAAGCAAAGGCAUCAGAACUUCAGAAUAUAUCCGGCAUGCCUUACUGUUUGGCCUUCUGCGCCCUGGAGCUCUCGAACAGUGACCCCAAUCGCGCCAUGGAGUGGUUAAUGGAGCACGGAAGUAAUUACGCGGAGAAGUUUGACUCUCUGGAUCUCCUGACGGACUCAUUUUCUGCUGCGAGAACCGUGGUCCUGGAAGACCGAGCGGCUAUGGAAGAGAUUGAUCAACCGGACCCGCUAGUUACAACCUCCGAUCGACGUGACGCUAUUGCUGCGGAGUAUUUGGGCUCGGCUGCAUCGUCCAGAAGCACGGAUCUAUCAUAUGCUCCGAAUGUUGAUGCAAUGGCGGUGACUCUAGCUCCAAUUUUGGCGCCCGGACCCGCCAAACCCGCAUCGGGAAUUUCAGCAUCGCGGGAUUCAAGCCUGACAGCCUUUUUGCCGCUUGAUCCAGAGUACUUAACGCCCAAUGUUCUCUUGACGGUAACCAGUGAUAUCGGUCCUGUUCAGCGAUUAGCUACUAGCGGGCGGACUGGUAUCUUCAGGCGUUAUUCACCGGACGACGGUGUGCUGAUUACUUUCUUGAAUACGGAGUCUGGUGCGUAUGAAGACGAGUGGCAUUUUCCACGAGAUCUACGCAGACUUGUGAAGAUCUACGACGAACCGCUGGAGGGGGUGGAAAGCAUACACCGUGUUGCUCUGAGAACGGAAAAUGCUCUCUCCACGUAUUACGCUAGACGUGCGAUCACAGCUUUACUCUGUGCAUUCGAUUCGGCUGGGAAGUCGACAGCGAAUGCAUCAAGAAUCACCUCUGACGAGGCGCAAGCGCUCGAAGACAAGCCACCGUCGCUGUCUUCAUCUUUCUCGAGUGAAAUCUUAAGUGUGGUGGGUGGGCCGCGGCAAUUUGUAAGUCUUCUCAAAAUGGUGGCAGCCUCUGAAAUGAACUCGACCCAGCACGCGGAAGUGGAUGGGAAAAGCAGUGCUACAACUGGAGCUUCAGCCACCGGGGGUAGCGCGUCGGGUGUUGAUAGUUCGGAACAACCAAGUUCCUUAUUGGCAAGUCUUCAGGCUAUCACGCUGCGGAUGCUGCGUGAAGAAGCGCGCACGGAAAAGUUCGAGCAUUCUGAGGCAAAUCCACCCAAGCCGCGCCCUGGUUCUCCGAAAAGAGAUCAAGCAAGUGCUCAUUAUGGAAGUAUUUCUGAGUCUAUCAGCGAACAUUCUGUUGUUCCUGAGGUUUAUGACUACGGUGAAGAGGACGAGGAUGAUGAGGCUUUGAACCGAGCAAUUGCAAUGUCUAUUGAAUCUGCUCAGCUACCUCCUGCUCCUGCAGCAGCCAUCACACAGAGCACUGAUGCGGACUGGGCUAGCGAAGAGAGCAAGGGUGAAGACGCUUUGUUCAGAAUGAGACGGACCCGCCAGCCGUCCGAUACCGAGGCGCAAGAAGUUGCUAGCGCCUACUUAGGAGGCGGAAUCGAUGAUCAUAAUGGACUGCUGUCGAGUGUGCUGGUUAAAGAGUGCGUCAGUCACUUCGUCGAGUCAACACGAAUGGCAGGAGACGGCGCAGGCGAGGCAGCAGUCCAAGAAUUCCAGUCGUUGCACCCGUACUUCGGACGAUGCGAAUACGCUCGUGCUGUGAGCAUCGACAGCUCAUACCGAUGCUUGCGGAUAGUGUUUGAUCAUCGUUGCCGACUGGGGCCCAAGGCGAAGUUGACGUUCUAUGCAGACCCAGAGUGUGAGAGCCGGAUUGGUGUGGUGGAUAACGCCAUGACAACUUCAGGCCACCUACUUCCGGACUUGAUCAUCCAUUCACACCAAUUCUGGUUCCGCUUUGCCGCGUCAGAAGAGAACGUCACGAAAGACAACGGAUAUGGGUAUCGCUUCCAGGUGAAGCCAAUGGCUAGUAUCCGCUGGACGAAGGAGUCCGAAGUGCUUGCAAGCCCCUCGCUGGAAUGGGCAUGCUGGGUCCUAGAACUUUUGCUGAACGAUGCGACGGAGAUGGUAACUCACGGAGCUGUGCACAACCGCAAAAUCUACGGCGCACUUGUGCGCUAUCUGCGUUCUCCGGGAGCUCCGUUUAAGGGACGUGUUGUGCGCCUACUUCAGCAGUUGUUGCACCACCCAGAGCUGUUCCCCGCAGAUGAAAUUCCUGAACUUGAUGCACUCGAAUCGAUCUCGAGGCUCGCGGUGACACGAGCAGAGGUGGACAGAGCGAGUGGCAAGGUCUUCCUAUCCUCUCAUUUACUGCAGUUGGUGGAGCUAUCGAUGGUGAUUUCCUCGGCUUCGUCAGUUUUUGAGCGCAAGCUAAACGGUUCGGCUGCAGCACUGGCGCCACAAGUAAUUACACCCUUCGAUUUACCUGUGCCUUUCGAGCGGAAACGCGUGCGCGACAGUUUGAACGACGUGUCCGAAUUGACAAGGUUCCUUCUUGGGCAAACCACGCGUCUUCCUCAGCACAUUUUGGUUGCAAUUUGGCUGGAGGUGUACGGGUCUUCCGCGGUAAUCGAGACUGCCCACCCGUACACUCCUGGGGCGGCGCUGACGGGGCACGUAGCGUUCGAUGCUGCCCAAGCCCUUCGUAUUACGUUCGACUCGCGCUGUUCACUUGCGCCUGGGCAAGGCCAGACGAUGGCGAGGCUGGAGUUGGCUAGCUUUAUGCUUCUUCCCCGUGACGAUGGCACCGGUGAUGUCGUAAAGGAGUUUCGCAGCAACCGGACUUACGCGGGAGAAAGUGGUUGGCCUGAGGCUGCCAUUUCUCAUGAAGGCAACAAUCUGGAGUACAAGUUUCACGCGGAUGAGAACGCAGGCGCUCAUUUUGGUUUUGCCGCAACAGUGAAUGCGCUGGGUAUUCCAAAGGAAAAGCAACUAGCUCGCGCGACUGCCGAUGACAUCGAGCAGCUCCUCCAAAGACUCCUACUGAUGCAGACAGAUCCUGCACCGGAGGGUGAUCAGUGGACGCACGGAAUGGACUUGCAGCUCGUGGACUGGGUGAACAACCAUGUCGAGCCUGCAGCGUCAUUACCGUCAUCCACGCCCGCGACAACGAAGCACUCUGUUGAUCUGCAGCCAGCGGAUAUUAAGCUAAACCAAACACUGGACGGCUUGCGCUGCUCGCUGUUGUUGGGGCUCUCGCUGGAGUUGCUGCAGCUUCGUUUCGCCUUGUUGAAGUACCUGAAUCUGAGCCUACAGCACUGCUUGCCGCUGCUAGAUCUGCGUGAUACCAAGUCGCCGUGGACCAUCGCUCACCGACUGCGGCAGCUGAGCCAUUGCAUUUUCUUCGACGUGAAGAGCGCGCUAGUGGAAGCCGCUAUCGAAGCCACAAACGUCGCCGGAGAAACCUCUGGGUCAAGCUCGCAACAGCAGACGGCGCGUAUCACGCUGGAUCGGAUGCAGGCACUCGAAUCGAGGGAUGAUCGCGAGGUGGAGCCGUCUGUGUCAGAGUGUUUCUUCGCCCAAGCGUUCCGUCAGCUGAACCAGGUAGACCCUGCACUCUUACGGCGGCAAAUCGACAGCAAGGGCCGACUUUUCAGCGUCAAGUUCCGCGGUGAAGAGGGUGUGGACUGGGGUGGAGUGUAUCGCGAGGGUGCUACCUCCAUGGUUGACGACUUGUUCUCGCCGCACUUCAGCUUGUUCGUCCUGUGCCCCAACGGCCAGCACGACACGGGCAACAACCGCGGAAUGUAUCUGCCCAACCCCAAGUGUACCUCGCCUGUGGCCAUGCAAAUGUUUGCUUUCGUUGGUCAACUACUCGGAAUUUCGCUGCGGACGCAUGGCGAUUUUCCUUUCAUGUUGCCGUCUCUGGUGUGGAAGCAGUUGCUUGGACAACCCCUCACGCGGUCCGAUCUGGAGGGCACCGAUGCCAUGUUCAUUCAGAUGCUCGAUGGAAUUGCUAACUGUGAGAACGACGGUAUCUCCACGGAGGAAGAGUUCGCUACAGCCUUCGCCGGACUUGAGCUGCGCUUUACUGCCUCGUCGUGCACUGGCGAAGAAAUCGAGCUUGUGCCUGGAGGCCGCCACCUGACUGUAGGAUUCUACAAUCGACUUGAGUAUUGCCGACUUGCAGAGCGUGCUCGGCUGGAGGAAUGCAGUGCGCAAGUGGCCGCCAUGGCUCGCGGCUUUGCUACUCUGUUCCCUCGACGUGUCCUGACACUGCUGACUUGGCAGGAGCUUGAGAUACUCACGUGCGGCUCGCCGAAGAUCGACCUGGAUCUGUGGCAGCGGCACACGCGCUACGACGGCUACGCGGAGGACGACCCGACGGUACAGCUCUUCUGGGAGGCGCUGGCGGAGUUCUCGGACGAGCAACGAGCUGACUUUGUGCGCUUUGCGUGGGGCCGAAGUCGCCUGCCGAGAGGCAAAUGGCCGCAGCCCUUCAAGCUGUCCAAGAAAGGAGGUCGGGACGCCACGCGCAGCCUGCCGGUCGCACACACGUGCUUCUUCUCGGUCGAGCUCCCGCCCUACACGUCGCGCGAGACCAUGCGCUCCAUGCUGCUUGCGACGAUCACCUUCGGACUGGGCGGCAUCCUCAUGGCUUAA
Molecule: messenger RNA, 17511 nt
Organism: Phytophthora sojae
Lineage: Eukaryota; Oomycota; Peronosporomycetes; Peronosporales; Peronosporaceae
Exons: 2
Coding region: 1-17511 (5836 amino acids)
Molecular function (GO): ubiquitin-protein transferase activity; DNA binding; protein binding
Source: RefSeq, a predicted model, not a curated record